Messenger RNA from Schistosoma mattheei, 3800 nucleotides. The record is from the annotation of a GenBank genome assembly. Lineage: Eukaryota; Metazoa; Platyhelminthes; Trematoda; Strigeidida; Schistosomatidae.
CUUUGAGUCUUGCAUUGUUUCACUGGACCAUUUGACUCGGUCCAGUUAUUUUUUCGACUUUGUCAUUAGUGGGUAGUUCAUUCUUAGUGAUGCCGUAUUACAGGUUUUCCAGAUUCCGCUCACCUAGACGAAGGGGAUUUUUUGGAGGAGGUAGGAGGCUUCGGUCCGUAGAUUGGAGUGCGUACACUCUUGCUAAAUUCGAAAAGAAGUUUUAUCAUGAAUGUUCAAGCGUUCGUGAUCGUUCACGUAGAGAUGUCGAGGAGUUUCGAUCCAAGCACAAAGUUACUGUUCUUGGACACAAUGUUCCUAGGCCCUUGUUCAAAUUCAGUGAGGCCGGCUUCCCAAGUUACAUAAUGAGCGUAAUCAAGAAAAGCAAAUGGGACUCUCCUACUCCUAUUCAGUGUCAGGGUUGGCCGGUAGCACUCAGCGGUCGUGAUUUGGUUGGGAUUGCUCAAACAGGAUCAGGGAAGACAGCUAGUUUCCUCCUGCCAGCGAUCGUUCAUGCCAAAGCCCAGCCGAGCCUGAAACGAGGGGAUGGACCGAUUGUUUUAAUCCUAGUUCCAACUAGAGAGCUUGCGCAACAAGUAGAAAAGGUUGCCGAAGAUUUUUGUUAUUCAGCUGGUUUCAAGUCUGCAUGUCUUUAUGGUGGAGCAUCAAGAACUGGUCAGGCAGAAGCUUUGGGACAGUCUCCUGAAGUAGUUAUAGCGACUCCUGGUCGUCUCCUGGAUUUUCUGGAAUCGAGACAUACAAAUAUGCGUCGCUGUACUUAUUUAGUGUUAGACGAGGCUGAUCGUAUGUUGGAUAUGGGUUUCGAACCUUCUAUUAGAAGGGUUGUCUCACAAGUUCGUCCGGACCGACAGACUUUAAUGUGGUCGGCCACAUGGCCUAGGGAAGUAAAAGCAUUGGCAGAGGACUUCCUUUAUGAUUACAUUCAAAUAAAUGUUGGUUCAACCAAGUUGAGUGCGAAUCACAACAUUCGACAACAUGUAGAAAUUCUGAAUGAGAGUGAGAAGUUCAAGCGCCUGCUCAGCCUACUCAAUUCCUUCGACAAUGCUCGUGUGCUUGUCUUUACGGAAACCAAAAAACGUACGGAUGAACUUUGUCAAAAACUUCAAGAUAAGGGUUUCGAUGCGACAGCCAUGCAUGGAGAUAAACACCAAAAAGAACGCGAUCGUGCUCUAGACAUGUUUCGUGAAGGUCAUAUAUCUGUUCUUGUUGCCACAGAUGUCGCAUCUAGAGGCUUAGAUAUUAACGAUGUCCGGUACAUAAUCAAUUAUGACUAUCCAUCGCAAACUGAAGAUUACAUCCACAGAAUUGGACGAACAGGUAGAAGUGACAAGAAAGGCACUGCAUAUACAUUCUUUAGUGCCAAACAACCGAGAUUGGCCCGGGAACUUAUUGAAGUGCUGAAGGAAGCCCGUCAAACGAUUCCUGACGAGUUGUUCAAAAUUGCAGAGGGAUAUUACGUUGAGCGCACUCGGUCAUCCGGACAAUCAUAUCGUCGAAGUAGGUCGGGUUCGAGCCGGAGUGUGAGCUCAGGCAAGAGAAGUAUAUCUAAGAGGAGUCGUUCUAGUGCCAGCCGUCACUCUCGAUCUCAUUCGAGCCGCAGUGGGACACCAUACAGGUCAAGAAGUCCUCAAACUAAAGGUUACCACUCGCGUGCCCGGUCCAAAAGUUUGUCGCGCAAUGGGAAUGGUGCAGCGAGUGAUGAGUCAAAAGUGAGUUCACCCAGAGAGAGGCGGUCUUAUGGUUCACAGACUCCACCAAAACGCAAAGACCGGUCACAGUCUUCUCAAUAUUCGAAAGAUGCUUCUCGUGAGGAAUCUAACCGUAACCGUUCUAGUUCGGAUGGUAGUCCACCAAAGCGAACUAAAGAAAGGAGUCAUUCAAGUCGAAGUUCACGUUCGGGGAAACAUAAAUACUCCCAUUCAUCACAAAGAGAAGAUGUAGAAAGAACUCAUUCUGCAUCCAGUGAUGGUCGAUCAGCAUCUCUUCACCGUUCACAGUCAUCAGUCCAUUCUCGUUCAAAAUCAAGUAGUGUGAAGCGGUCCCAACGCAAGUCCAAUAGGUCCUCUGUCAGUCACAAUUCCCAUCAAAGUCCAUCUCGUGAGCACAGUGGAAGUUUGGAACAUUCACCUGCUAGGACUGAUCCUGAUGUUGCUGACCACUCUUCACGUUCUGUUGUCGACGUGAGCCCAGCUGAUGGGUCCUUAGACCGUCGUAAUUCUUCAGUAUCCGAUAAGAAUGAGUCGAUCUCACCCUCAAACUCGAGGGACGUUUCACCACAGUCUGUAACGAAAGAUGAAAGUCCUGUUGCUAAGAGACCCCGAAGCGACCAUGUCUCCUCCAAUCGGCAUUCUAAAAGUAAAAGUCGGUCGCAAUAUCGAGACUCUCCUAGAAAUGAACGUCAGAGUGGUUAUAAGCAUUCUGGUGGAUCUCGUCAUGAUCGGAGGGGACGCAAGGAAGUUCACGACACUCGCGACCGUCGUUCCCGUUCAUCUGAUGAAUACUUUGACGGUAACCGUCGUGAUCGAUCUUGGACACCGUAUGGAGAUGUACCUUCUUUCAAUUAUAAUUAUAAAUUCAAUUACAAUGCAAGAUACAAUCGUAACAAAAAUUUCUACCGUUCACGCUCGCGUUCAUCAUCAGGAUGGCAGCGGCGAGACCGAAGCAGAAGCAGAUCAGGUCGCGAAAGAACUCCAAGGAAAAUGAGGGAUAAUCGCAGACGAUAAUUUCAAUGUGAUUUCAAUAAAUGUUUAUCAUCAGCUUAUUUGAGUCAUUAUUUGCGUACACUUUAUUCGUCUGAUGCUAACCAGAAUUCUCCGAAAAUCUGAUUUCGCGUUUAUCAGCUUAUCAAAGAACGUUUUUCAAGCAAUUAGUUUUGUAGGUCAGGUCAGAUGUCAAUCUCUAAGGUGUGUCUUGGUGUUGUUACCUUGUUUCAGUUGCACUUUAUAGGAAUCGGUACUAGCUAUACAAUUUGUCGUAUUCGUCGGUUUAUGACAAGUAGAACAUACGUAUGAAAUAGUAAUGGAAGUAAUAGUAAAAAAGUACACGGGUAGCAUAGAUGAACAAUUACAAGUGGGAAAUCUAAGGUGAAGCAAAGCCUAAAACAAAAUUGUUUUCGGAGAAAUACUUUGUUUUGAAGCCAGUAGGAUUUACGAGACUUUAAAAUCUAGUGUCUACAUCCAAGAGGAUUAGGGUCAAGGGGGUACUUGUCAACUAUUGGGACAGCGAUGGUCUAGUUAGCGAGGUUUAGUGCUGUGAUGAGUUCGCUCUUAUAGCUGCUUCAUGGGAGCAUGUACUAACGGGCGCGGUACGUUGUUCCAAAACAUGUGGGCGUGAUCCACUGCUUGGGACGCAUCUCAAAUAAAACUAAAGGUGUCCGGCCACAAGUUCUUAGACACUUCCUAGCCGUUUGAGUUAUCUGUCUACCAACCGAAAAACGGAUUUACUGCGCUGCAGUCCAUGCCGUCCUACUUUAUGGCUACGAAACAUGGCUGGUAAGAGUAGAGGGUAUUCGUCAGCUACUAGUAUUCGUUCACGGGUGACUGAAGCAUUACUCGUAUAACCUGAGACCACUGAGUAAGUAAUGCCGUUGUUAGGAAACAGGUACUUGUUAAAGAUGACAAAUCAAUUGGUGAAUUAUUGAAACUUCAUCAGUUGAGAUGGCUGGGAUGUGUGUUACAUAUGCCUAACCACUGACUGCCACGACGUGCGAUGUUUUUUGGUGUAGGAGUAGGUGGGAAGAAAUCUAGAGGCGGCCAGACCAAAACAUAGCACAAAUCUAUGAAGUCACUGAC